UCACCAAUGGGUGCUGGAGAGGAGGGAACAAGCAGAGCAUUGAAUCUACUACCUGUACAAACUAAUUCAUUUCUCUUUUAGAAUAGAAAAAGGGAAAGUGCAGUUGUUUAACAUGGCGACGCCCGUAAGUGACCAAGAGAAGAGAAAGCAGAUAAGCAUCCGGGGAAUAGUUGGGGUCGAAAAUGUAGCGGAGCUCAAAAAAGGAUUUAACCGACAUUUGCACUUCACUCUGGUUAAAGACAGAAAUGUUGCCACGCAGCGAGACUACUAUUUCGCUCUUGCACACACGAUUCGAGAUCACCUGGUUGGGAGAUGGAUCAGAACUCAGCAGUUUUACUAUGAGACCGACCCAAAGCGCGUGUAUUACCUUUCGUUGGAGUUCUACAUGGGCCGGACCCUGCAGAACACCAUGAUCAACCUUGGCCUGCAGAACGCCUGCGAUGAGGCCAUAUACCAGCUGGGCUUGGACAUGGAGGACCUGGAGGAGAUGGAAGAGGAUGCUGGACUGGGUAACGGAGGCUUGGGCAGACUCGCAGCCUGCUUCCUGGAUUCGAUGGCCACCCUUGGCCUCGCAGCGUACGGGUAUGGCAUUCGCUAUGAAUACGGAAUCUUCAACCAGAGGAUCAAAGAUGGUUGGCAGGUGGAGGAGGCUGAUGAUUGGCUGAGGUAUGGUAACCCCUGGGAGAAGGCUCGCCCGGAGUACAUGUUACCCGUGCAUUUCUACGGCAGAGUUGAAGAAACCAAGGAAGGAUCCAAAUGGGUGGACACACAGGUUGUUCUGGCCAUGCCUUACGACACCCCCAUCCCAGGCUACAUGAAUAACACUGUGAACACAAUGAGGCUGUGGUCUGCUCGUGCCCCCAAUGACUUCAACCUGCGGGACUUCAAUGUUGGUGACUACAUCCAGGCUGUCCUGGACAGGAAUUUGGCGGAGAACAUCUCUCGAGUGCUCUACCCGAACGAUAAUUUCUUCGAGGGGAAGGAGCUGCGCCUGAAGCAGGAGUACUUUGUGGUGGCCGCCACCCUCCAAGACAUCAUUCGCCGCUUCAAAACCUCCAAGCGAGACUCUCCCUCCUCCCCGAUUUCCUUCAAAACCUUCCCAGACAAGGUGGCCAUCCAGCUGAAUGACACCCAUCCUGCUAUGGCCAUCCCGGAACUCAUGAGGAUCUUUAUGGACAUUGAGAAGCUGGAUUGGGACACGGCCUGGGACCUCACCAAACGCACCUUCGCUUACACCAACCACACGGUGCUGCCUGAGGCCCUGGAGCGCUGGCCGGUCCAGCUGAUGGAGAAGCUGCUGCCCAGACACCUGCAGAUCAUCUACCAGAUCAACCAGCACCACCUUGAUAGAAUCGCUGCUCUGUUUCCUGGAGACAUGGACCGCUUGCGCAGCAUGUCCCUGAUUGAGGAAGAGGGCAUUAAGAGGGUCAACAUGGCCCACCUGUGCAUUGUGGGAUCCCACGCGGUCAACGGAGUCGCUGAGAUUCACUCCAACAUCGUAAAGACCGAUGUAUUCCGGAACUUCAGCGAGAUAGAGCCCGACAAGUUCCAGAAUAAAACCAAUGGAAUCACACCCCGUCGCUGGCUGCUGCUCUGCAAUGCUGGACUCGCUGAGCUCAUUGCAGAGGCUAUCGGGGAAGAGUACGUGAAGGACCUUAGUCAGUUGCAGAAGCUGAACGACCUUGUUGAUGAUGUCACUUUUAUCCGGGACAUCUCAAAAGUGAAGCAGGAAAACAAGCUGAAGUUCGCUCAGUAUCUUGAGAAGGAGUAUAAAGUGAAGAUCAACCCCUCCUCCAUGUUUGAUGUCCACGUGAAGAGGAUCCACGAGUACAAACGGCAGCUCCUCAACUGCCUGCACAUUAUCACCAUGUACAACCGCAUAAAGAAGGACCCGAAGGCACCUUUCGUACCCCGAACUGUGAUCAUUGGAGGAAAGGCAGCACCCGGGUACCACAUGGCCAAGAUGAUCAUCAGGCUUAUUACCGCUGUGGCUGAUGUGGUGAACAAAGACCCUGUGGUGGGCAGCAAACUGAAGGUCAUCUUCCUGGAGAACUACAGAGUCUCCCUGGCUGAGAAAGUGAUCCCAGCCACCGACCUCUCGGAGCAGAUCUCCACCGCGGGCACGGAGGCCUCAGGCACCGGGAACAUGAAGUUCAUGCUGAACGGCGCCCUCACCAUCGGCACCAUGGACGGCGCCAACGUGGAGAUGGCGGAGGAGGCUGGCGAGGAGAACCUCUUCAUCUUUGGGAUGAGGGUGGAGGACGUGGCCGAGAUGGACAAAAAGGGCUAUGAUGCCAUGAAAUAUUACAAGGAGCUCCCUGAGCUGAAGCAAGCCCUAGAUCAGAUUAAAAGUGGAUUCUACUCCCCAAAAAAUCCAGAUCAGUUCCUGGACAUCACAAACAUGCUCUUCAACCAUGAUAGGUUCAAAGUUUUUGCGGACUACGAAGACUAUGUCCAGUGCCAAGAAAGAGUCAGCAAGCUUUAUGAAAACCCAAAGGAGUGGACCAAGAUGGUGAUCAGGAACAUCGCAGCUUCCGGAAAGUUCUCCAGCGACCGCACGAUCACGGAGUACGCGACCGAGAUCUGGGGCGUGGAGCCGACGAACCUGAAGAUCCCUCCUCCCAACGAGCCCCGGGAGGCCAUCGAGGAGACAGCCCGCGCGGUGAAGAAGAUGUGAAAGCCUGGAAAAUAGGAUUGGCUGCGCUAACAAUGUCCCCUCUUAAUUAGCAGAGCAGAUAAGUUAGACCGCUGGCUCGCGGUUUUAAACCUCCUUGGCAUUCCUAUUUUGAGAAAAAGGGGGGUGAGGU
Anguilla rostrata (American eel) is the source of this 2807-nucleotide messenger RNA. RefSeq names its product phosphorylase, glycogen, liver (gene pygl). The transcript is spliced from 20 exons. Gene Ontology annotation, biological process: glycogen catabolic process. NCBI's taxonomy places the organism in Eukaryota, Metazoa, Chordata, Actinopteri, Anguilliformes, Anguillidae. The coding region runs from base 113 to 2677 and encodes 854 amino acids. Gene Ontology annotation, molecular function: pyridoxal phosphate binding; glycogen phosphorylase activity. The record is from RefSeq and is a predicted model, not a curated record. Gene Ontology annotation, cellular component: cytoplasm.